Molecule: messenger RNA, 1914 nt
Organism: Lodderomyces jiufengensis
Lineage: Eukaryota; Fungi; Ascomycota; Pichiomycetes; Serinales; Debaryomycetaceae
Exons: 1
Coding region: 1-1914 (637 amino acids)
Source: RefSeq, a predicted model, not a curated record
AUGAAUUUUGACUUUCUAUCGCAGACAAUUCCAGAGCAAUCACCUAAUUUAAAUCAUCAAUCAUCUUUUUCAACUCAUAAUAAUAGUAAUAAUAAUGAAGAAUUUAAUCAAUUAAUACUGCCAAAUCCAAAUAAUACAAAUGGUUUUCAAUCAUCAAAUAAUUUAUCAACUUUUGAUUUUCUUGAUUAUUUACUGUCAAAUGAUAAUACUACUAUAAUUAAUAAUAAAAUUGAUGGAAAAUUAGAAGAAUCUUUCCCACCACAACCUCCAUAUUUACAAACUCCAAAAACUACUACAAGUCCUACUUUUUUAAAUCAACAACCUUUAAUUGGAACUAGUUUUUUAAAUCAAUCAACUCCAGCUAUAUUAUCUAAUAGUAGUUUUUUAACUAGUUUACAACAAAAUAAUCUUUCACAAAUUAAUAUAAAUACUAAAUUUUCACCAAUAAAUUCAAAUUUUUUAAAUGUUAAUCAAAAAAAUAGCAAUAAUAGUAAUAAUGAAAUUUCAACUAAUACCCCAAAUUCCGUUUUAGGUUUAAAUAAUUCUCCACAACAAUUUACUCCACCAAAUAAUACCAAUGAUAAUUCGCAAAUGUCAUCUGCAAAUACUUCAAUUGCUGAAAAUCCAAGUCCAACUAUUGGGUUAGGUCUAAAUACUGCAACAGCGAACCAACAAGUAACAGAUUUUGAUCAAAUGAAUCAUCAACAACCUAAUUUAUUUAUUAGUACUCCUACUCAACAAAGAUUUCCUCCUCAAAGUAAUUAUAAUCAUAAUCAAAAUUUGAGACGAACUUCCCCGAUAACUCAAAAUAAUUUGACAAGUCCAAAUCAAUAUUUAGCUCAACAACCACUACCACAACAGCAACAACAACAAGUGGCAUAUAAUUUAAAUUCUUAUAAAGCUCAAUCUGAACUGAAUUUAAAUUUACAAAAAUUAUGGCAACAACAACUUGAUAAUUCUUUUGAAUAUGAAGACUAUGUACAAUCAAUAAAUGGUUCAUUAGAUCAAAUUCCUAAUUUAGAUGAACCAAUGGAAGAACCAAUUCCAAAUUCUAAUAUUAAAAAUGAACUUUCAUCACCUAUUCUAGAAGUAAAUCAUAUGAAUCAAUCUACUGCAAAUGAUUCUCCAACUACUAUAGAAAUUACAAGUCCUCAGUCAUCAGAUGAUGAAUUAACAGAGAAUAAAGAAUAUGGUCAUGGUCAUAAUAUAACAGCUGAAGAGUUACUUAGUAAUGAUAUUUUUGAUGAUCUAAAACAAAAUUCUAAUGAUACAUUUAAUGAAUUUGUAAAUAUAAAGAAAGAGAACGGUUCAAGUCAAGACGUCACCAGAAUAAUUAAAAUUGAAGAAACAUCACCAAAAUUAAAACCAAUUUCCACUGGUGAACCUACUAAAAUAAAACAACAAAAAUCAACUUCUACAAUAUUACCAAGAAGGAAAAAGAAUUCAGUUUCAGGACCAGCAAGUUCAUCAAAAUCUAACUCCAAUAAGAAAGUUCUUAAAAAAUCUUCAUCAUUUAAUGGAACUUCAACAUUAUUAAUAAAUCCAAAAAUACAAUGGACUAAAAAUCAAACAACUACAACAACAUCUCCAACAACAUCAACUUUUAAGACUUCAAGAACAAACUCGUCAUCAACUUCAAAGAGAUCGCUUUCCAAUAGUAACAAUCACAUAGAUUUAAUCAACUCGAUGCCAGUAUUCACAUCAAAUAAUCACUAUUCAUUUGUUUAUGAAAAUGUUGAUACAAUUUAUCAAGAAGAUUUAGAAUUAAACUCGACUAAUAAAAAAUCAGAUUCAACGAAUUCAUCAUCUGCUACUUCAUUAGCUACUCAAAAACAAAAUAAUUUAAAAAGUUCACCAGCAAGUAAAAAUUUGAAAUCAGGAUUAAUUGAAUUUCAAAUAGAAUUAAAAAAAUGA